AUGUUGUUGAAAUUGUAAAUUUUGCCUUUGCGUCAAAUCAUGUCACGAAAUAUUUCUACCGUCACUCAAAUUAGUCGCAGGGAUGUUAAUCAUUGCCGUGUUGUUGUUGCUGUUUGUAAAACAUCGGGACGACAUCGUUGACGGCGAAGCUUGCAGAAAAUUUCACAAAUCAUAUAAAACUAAAACUUCAAAUAAAAGCAUUCUCAGAUUGCAUUUAUUAAUUUACUCUUUUGACACAUAAUAUUACUGAUAAAAAAAUAAAGAAGAUGUGAUUAAGUUUAGUUAUAAUUCGCUGAGGAACGAUUUAGUUUUAAAACUGUAAUAAGAUAUCAAAAUCUUAGCUUUGGUUAAGACAAGUGAAAAAAGUCAAAUACGAGGGUUCCUGACAAGUAAAGAUUUAAAUCUAAUAUAACGAAUCGAAUUAUAUACUUAAACCGUAAUACCACAGUGGUGUGUAAGUGGCUAACUCCGGUAUGGAAAAAGAACGGAGUGGUUGCGGGAGUAACAGCAGCAGCACGCGCUAUGCUAGUACCAGUGAUCGUCUUAGUGGCAGGAAUUCACAGGAAUAUGAUGAUUUACUAAAAAAACAUAAAAAGUCCAAGAGGAAAAGAAGUAAACGCUCACACUCGCGUGAAGUUUCUCCGGGGCGACAUUUACGAAAUAAUCGUACCAGCAGCAGCCCCUCACCUGUUGGUGAUACUAGUAAGGACAGUACUGAUCAUGAUGGUGAUUUAAAAAUGAAACAAGCAACGACAAAGCCACACACCAUUACUGCUAUUGUAGAGUACUCAGAUGUUAGUUCGGAGGAUUUUUCUGAUCCAGAGACUGGCGAAAUCAACUCUGAACCGAAUGACAUAACAAGAAAGUCGAGUAAAGAUAUAGCGGGAUCAACUCUUGGUAAAGAUACUAAACCAUCCAAUCAACUUCCGCCACCUAAAGUACCCAAAUCUGAUCAACAGCUACAUGCUCUCAGCAGUGAUGAUGAUAAUUUCAGACAAAAGCGAAAGGAAAGUCUUGAUAACCUUUCCAAUCUCUCACCCAAUCGAGUGCGACGUAUUAUUCUUGGUUCACCUGUACGUGGGGCAAAAUCCAACUCUGGUACUGCACCUGGCAGCAGUUUGCUUAAUACCAAAGGAGAUAAGAUAUCCAAUCCGGAUGCUUCCAUUAAUGACUCAAAGAUAACAAGUUUAUCUCAUCAUCGUACACAUGAUAGUGACUCAAGUGCGAAAAAACAAAAAAAAACUAGUAGUAGCAGUAGUAAAUUGCUAGACGAAGAAGUGUCGGAUUGGGAGGCAGUUCUGGAAAGUAGUGAUUCCAUGGAUACAGAUGAAUUCGAAGCUGAACUUAAACGCCAGAAACGCAAAAAGGCCAAAAAAGACAAAAAACACAAGAGAAAUAAGAAGUCAAAAAAACGACGGAAGAAGCGUGCCCGUUCCUUCUCAAGUAUCGAAUCGAUUUCUGAUAAUGAUCUCGAUGCCGUCAUUGCAGCUGAAAGUCUCCGACACUACACCCCAUCACCAAAGACGCAUCGUGCUCAUGAUAAAUCUGUUGGCAACAGUGCAAUUAAGACUCCUGACCGUAAUACCGCUGGAAGCGGUGUUGGGCCUUCUUACACACCUAUCAAAGAGGUCAGUCCAAUGUCUGUCGAUACACCACCAAUGCGUCCUGGCAGCAGUAAUAGUUAUUACGCUGAAAAGUCUAGUAUUACUAUAGCAGCCGCAGCAAAAUCUACUGGUACGCCCACAGUUGCAGCAGCGUCACUGCAAGUAACUGUAACCAAUCAGCGUCAUCGUACACCACCACGCACCAGUGCUAAAGCUAGAUUUCCCGCCGCAACGUCGCCACAUACGCCACCACUUUAUGGAGGCAGCAAUGUCGAACGUGGACAUGCAGUGCGCAACUCACGCUACGCACUCAGUCCACCCAAAGAAGAUGUACUAACACAUCAUCAUCACCGCUCACUAAGCAACAUAAGUGGAGGUGGUGCUGCUAGUCACCAUUAUAGUGGGCGCAGUGGCACGACUGUCGAAGCACAUAAAUACAAGCAUGUUUCACCUGACCGUUACCAGCACAUUCAGCCAACAACACCACCUCAUAAACGUAGAAAAGCCUUUGAUACACGUACUAAUGCGGCGUUCGAGUCACAUCAUGCUCGCCAUCAUGGUUCCAGCACCCAUGGUAUACGCAAAGCACAUGAUCUUGAUCGGUUCGGUAAUAGUACUAGGGAUAAGUAUGGUAGACGUUAUUCAAGAAGCCCCAGUAUGAUGAAUACACGCAGCAGGCAAUCGCCACCAUAUACGUCUGGCUCUUCAACAGUAUAUCGUAGUAGUGGUAUCGCUAGCGGCAGUCAUCGCCAUAGUAGCAGCAGCAAAUAUCUACAAGCCACCUCACCAUCGCCUGUGCGGUCGCGAUCUUCAAAACGGGCAGCAGGCGGUGAUCGAUAUUCUCGAUCCCGUUCACCACGUUCUAUUACAAGACAUUACGAUUCCCCACCUUCGCCGAUGUCUGCAGCAGGGGUCAGUGGACGGUCAUCCCAUCGGCGCUAUCGUUCUUCCUCACGUCAUCGUCGCCGCGGUGCCAGCAAGCGUUCAUAUAGCCGUUCUCGAAGUCGUAGUCGCUCACGCUCGCGUUCUCGUACACGAUCUCGUUCACCCUCAUCGUCACCAACCUCGCGCGACCUGAAACUCAAACGUAUCGAAUACAGUAAGAAGAUCAGUGACACCAGCCUAUUCGCUGAACUGGUAAAAGACAAACAUAAGCGUCAAAAGGCGAUAGACGCUCUACUAGAACGGCAGGAGGAGAAUAGUAACAGCAACAGCGCGCUCAUAAUAAAUGAGAAUAGCUCAUCCAUAGAUAGCAGCACGCCUAAGGUCGCUGUGCAUUCAGACCUCACACCGUCCACCACUGACAGUAGCACAGUAAAAACGACAACUUCAGUGCCAACUGCAGUCUCAUCCGCCAUUGUUGCCUCAGCACCAAACGGCGUUAGUGGCGUGAAUAAACCCGUCGUAGAAGUCACUAACAUUCCCAUGCCAAAGUUAGUAGUGGAGGAAAAAUCCAGCGCUGAUCUUUCGACAGCUAUGGACACUGAUAAAAAUCACACAGUAACAAAUGCAAACAGUACGGAUGAAACAGAUCGUGAAGCUGUCAUUGCACUGCCGCCGAUCAAAACUAAACCGAAAAGUCUUACUGCACUACCAAUGCCGCCAGGUAUAAGUGCAGCUGAUUUAGCCAUUGCAACAACACCCUCUCCACCUUCGGAAUAUGCCAGCUCAAAUGCUACACCUGCCAAGAAACAGAACACGAAUAACGCUACGGGUACCACUACAACAUCAGCGCCAAACUCUAAUGCCAACAAAAGCUUACUAAACUUACCCAUGCCACCAAUGGUGCCUGGUGGGGAGGAGCUAAGCGGUGAUGAGGAUGAUGUUAUUAAUAGUCCUGAAGAUUUCGACAUGUCUAAUGCUGGCAGCAGUAGCACAAGUAAGGGCGCUGCGGGUGGUGAGGCCAAUGAUGACACUGCCGGUAACGGUAAACUGACAAAUAACAGUAAAGGAAGUGCAACCGCAAAACGCAAACGGCCUGUUAUAUUAAAUAGACGCGACUCACGAAAUCAAGUACGCGAUUGGGGUGAACGUUGUGUGGACGUCUUCGAAAUGAUAGCUCAAAUUGGCGAAGGCACAUACGGGCAGGUUUAUAAGGCACGUGAUCAUCAUACUAACGAAAUGGUUGCGCUGAAAAAAGUGCGUUUGGAGCAUGAAAAGGAAGGUUUCCCCAUUACCGCUGUGCGCGAAAUUAAGAUUUUACGCCAACUAAAUCAUCGCAACAUUGUUAAUCUUCAUGAAAUAGUCACUGACAAGCAAGAUGCUUUGGAAUUUCGCAAAGAUAAGGGCUCAUUUUAUUUGGUAUUUGAAUAUAUGGAUCACGAUCUAAUGGGCCUACUGGAAUCUGGCAUGGUCGACUUCAACGAAGAGAAUAAUGCCAGUAUUAUGAAGCAAUUACUAGAUGGCCUCAAUUACUGCCAUAAGAAGAAUUUUCUUCAUCGUGAUAUAAAAUGUUCAAAUAUUUUAAUGAACAACAAGGGUCAAGUAAAACUUGCGGAUUUCGGUUUGGCACGCCUUUAUAAUGCCGAAGAUCGUGAACGACCGUACACCAACAAAGUAAUAACACUUUGGUACCGACCACCCGAACUUCUGCUCGGCGAAGAACGCUAUGGACCAGCGAUUGAUGUUUGGUCAUGCGGUUGUAUCUUGGGAGAGCUAUUCGUUAAACGACCACUCUUUCAAGCGAAUGCCGAAAUGCCACAAUUAGAUACCAUAUCGAGAGUAUGUGGUACACCGGUGCCGGCUGUGUGGCCGAACGUCAUUAAACUGCCUCUCUUCCAUACGUUCAAGCCGAAACGCCAGCAUAGGCGACGAUUACGAGAAGAUUUUGAAUUCAUGCCGUUGCCCGCAUUAGAUUUACUCGAUCGUAUGUUAGAAUUGGAUCCGGAACGUCGAAUAACUGCUGAAGAGGCGCUCAAAUCACCAUGGCUCGUGAAUAUCAAUCCCGAUGAGAUGGCUAUACCAAGAUUGCCAACAUGGCAAGAUUGCCACGAAUUGUGGAGUAAAAAAUUACGUCGUCAAAAGCGUGAGCAGGGCGAAACGGGGCCGCUGUGAGACUACAUUUACCCUCCUAUGGUGGAGACGCCAGUCUUAGACAACACAACAACAACGACCCGGCUGCAGCGCUUGAAAGACGAUAACGAUGAUAACGCUGACAAGAUGACAGACAACACGCAACCACUGUUCAUGUAGUAGUGAAGGCAACAACAAUAGCAAUACUCAAAUAUAGCAAAACCUAUUCAUUCGGGCGCCAUGGACGCACAGAAAGCCGUUACCAUCGACAAUACGUACAAAUUUUCUUAAAAGAAUAUUGUAUAUCCACAUGUUUGUAUGUUAGAUGGUUGAAUGUUUGACCGAGCAGGUAUUGUUGAAGCGUGUUUUUAUAGAGAAAAAGUGUUGAGAGCUUAGCAAUUACACUUAAUAAAACUCUUUUCAUUUUUUUCCAAACUUUUAUCUUAAGUAAUUGUAAUAUUGCAACAUUUUUAGGUUUUUCUAUAAUUACUAUUAUCACUUACUAUUUUUAUUAUCAAAUAUUAUAAUAGUAAUGGCAACGAGUUGAAGCGUAAACUAAAUUAUAGUUAGUUAAAAAAAA
Molecule: messenger RNA, 5196 nt
Organism: Ceratitis capitata (Mediterranean fruit fly)
Lineage: Eukaryota; Metazoa; Arthropoda; Insecta; Diptera; Tephritidae
Gene: Cdk12
Product: cyclin-dependent kinase 12
Exons: 9
Coding region: 474-4658 (1394 amino acids)
Biological process (GO): positive regulation of transcription elongation by RNA polymerase II; transcription elongation by RNA polymerase II; protein phosphorylation
Cellular component (GO): cyclin/CDK positive transcription elongation factor complex; nucleus
Molecular function (GO): RNA polymerase II CTD heptapeptide repeat kinase activity; ATP binding; cyclin binding
Source: RefSeq, a predicted model, not a curated record